Neltuma alba is the source of this 2467-nucleotide messenger RNA. RefSeq lists its product as uncharacterized. The coding region runs from base 754 to 2316 and encodes 520 amino acids. The transcript is spliced from 7 exons. Lineage: Eukaryota; Viridiplantae; Streptophyta; Magnoliopsida; Fabales; Fabaceae. The record is from RefSeq and is a predicted model, not a curated record.
UCCAACUUCCAUCCAACCACUCUUGCCUGCUCGCCUGCUUCUUUAAGCCGCCUCCUCUAAUUGCUUGCAUGUAUUUGAAAAGAAUAAAUACAUGGAUACCUGCUACAGUAUUGCUAAUUAAUAAAUCCUUUUCAUCUAUUUUCUGAGAUAUCUUUAAAGCCUAUUCCUCUAGUGAGAAGUAGCCGAGCCGAUCAGAUCAGAUCAGAUGGCCUAAUCCCCAUGACGUUUCAUUUGAACAGUGAUGGCCACGACGUGGUAUUCCAACAAUAUGUAGCCAUAUUAUUUGAACGUGACUAGCACGCGCAAAUUUGGAAAAACCAUCCCGUGGUUUUUCCCGGCACCGUGGUGCGAGUGGUUGUGCUUCUUAUUCUCAAGAGCGAAUGAGCAGAGGAUCUGUGGGUGGAUUCUAACUUAUGGCUCACAUUUAAAGGUGGAAAAACAGAGGAAAAAGGGGAACCCAAAAAAAAAUAUGAAAAAAGAAAAAGGAACGUGGGCAUCAUUAGCGGUGAGAAGUUGCUCGCCGUUAAUUGUUCAAUUUCAAGGUAAAGUGGCAGUUCGGCGAUCCCUGUAAUGCCAUGCUCACACUCGCCCCACUUCUGCUGAUGGACUGGGCCGAAAAAUCUGUUGAAUAAAGCUACAAGGAAUUGCAGUUGAAGGUAUCACUGCUCCUAUGCCCAAAACGGUAAUAGAAAUCUAAUCCCAACAUUCGUUUCUUCUAAUCUGAUAGUAAUCUUGAGGACAUUUUCCAUUUGGAUGAUCGGUUCUUCUGGUGUGCAAAGAGGUUCCUUCAGUACUCGAGCAAGCCGGACUCUUCAAAAGCACGGGGCUAUAAUGGACAAGAUUAAUCAUGAUCGCUUGAAGUCUUCUCAAGACGCUGUUAAAGCAUCCAAAUUCCUUUUUCUUCCUGAAAAACUAGGAGAUAUAUUCUUAGUCUUGAUAAGAAUUGGCGUACUCGUCUGCCUCAUAGCAUCUGUUUCACUUGCUCUUCACUCGUCAUUUUCUAAACCGGCCGGGUGGUUCCCAUUACCAGACCAUUUACAUGCCUUCCAGAAUUCUACAGACAUGGAUAGUGGACCCACUAACAUUUCACAUAUUUUAUUUGGCAUUGGUGGUUCGGCUAAGACAUGGCAUAGCCGUAGCUGUUACAGUAGUCUUUGGUGGAACCCAAACACUUUUAGAGGUUUUGUCUGGCUUGACAAGAAACCUGGCUAUGAUGAUUUGCACCCUGAAAUGUUAAUCCCAUAUCAAAUCUCGAAGGGCUGGAACCAAUUCAAGUACUUGCACUCACAGUCCGCAGUUAGGAUAGCUCGGAUAGUUUAUGAAAGCUUUAAACUUGGAUUGCCAAAUGUGAGGUGGUUCGUAAUGGGAGAUGACGAUACAGUGUUUUUCACAGAGAACUUAGUUACAGUGUUAGGAAAAUAUGAUCAUAAUCAAAUGUAUUAUAUUGGUGGCAAUUCUGAGAGUGUGGAACAAGAUGUGAUGCAUGCAUAUGACAUGGCUUUUGGUGGUGGGGGGUUUGCAAUUAGUUAUGCAUUAGCGGCUCAACUAGCAAAAAUAUUGGAUGGUUGUCUAAACAGAUACUACUAUUUCUAUGGUUCUGAUCAAAGGAUCUGGGCUUGUGUGAGCGAAAUUGGUGUGCCUCUCACAAAGGAAAGGGGGUUCCAUCAGCUUGACAUAAGAGGGGACCCGUAUGGCCUUUUAGCAGCACACCCGAUGGCACCACUAGUGUCUCUUCACCACCUUGACUCCUUAAGUCCAUUGUUUCCCAACCGGACUCGGAGAGAUUCAUUGGAGAAACUCAUUCGGGCAUACCGCAUUGACCCGGCUCGGAUGCUACAGCAAAUUUUUUGCUAUGAUCAUAAACGAAAAUGGUCAAUAUCCAUUUCGUGGGGUUACACGGUACAAAUUUACCCAACAAUGUUGACCCCUAAGGAUUUGCAGACACCAUUACAGACGUUUCGGACAUGGCGAAGUUGGAGUGAGGGUCCCUUCACUUUCAACACUCGACCAAUGAGCUCUGACCCAUGCCAAGAGCCAAUUAGGUUUUUCCUGGAUCAGAUUGAAGAGGUUGGUAGAAGUGGGAGUUUCGCUAGCUAUAAGAGAUUUGCAGACAAGGACCGCAAGUGCUUGAAACCAAAUAAGGAUAAUCUGGAAGUUCAGAGAAUCAGAGUUUCUGCCUUGAAGCUGGACCCAGAAUAUUGGAAAAAUGCUCCAAGAAGGCAGUGCUGUCAAAUUAUGGAUGGUGGAAGCGUAAAGGAUGAUGGUAUGAGAAUCAGGAUAAGGAAGUGCAGGCCUCGAGAGAUAAUUACUUUUUAAGGAUCCUCUGCUUUUUUCUGGUGGGUAUCGUAAAAAGAUCAUUGUGAUCUCGUUCCUGUAGGCCUGCCACCGACAUCUUCUUCUAUGUAAAUACUAACUACGUAAUUCUUCUUAAAAUAAUAAUUGCGUCUGCGCUAUUUAUUUUGUGAAA